UGUCCCUGAAUAAAAAAACACUUUAAUUUGAGUAUGGGAUAUUUAUUUAAUUUGAUUCGUAUUAUAGCUCCGGCUUCUAAAGUCCACCCUGCAGCUGGGGAACAGCUGGAGCAGGACGUCCCGGGCAAAGGCCACAUCCGCAACCAUUAUAAAAUCGGCCCAAAACUUGGUCAAGGAGGAUUUGGCUUUGUCUACGAAGGGACUCGCUGCAAGGAUGGACUUGAGGUGGCUGUGAAAUUUUCAGUGAAGCCACCAAACAUGCCAUAUAUCAGAGUGCCUGGUCAUCCUGAAGAGGUCCCCAUGGAGGUAGGCCUGACGCUCAUGGCCAAUAAGAGCUCUCAGAUCAUAAAACUUCUGGACUGGGAGGACAACAAAGACCACUAUGUCAUGGUCAUGGAGCGACCCAUGCCCAGCAUGGACUUGAGAAGUUUCGUGAAGCUCCACGGAGAGAGACUCGACGAGGGAACAGCACGAAAGGUCAUGCGGCAGGCUAUUGAAGCCGCUAACGUGUGCAUGAAGAGUGGUGUCUUUCAUCGGGACAUCAAAAUGGAGAACCUGCUAGUGAACCAGGACACUAUGGAGGUGAAACUGAUCGACUUCGGGUGUGGUGCGCAAUUGAAGAAAUUUGCCUACGAAGUCUUCAGUGGCACAAACGCGUACUGUCCACCAGAGGUCACUUUGAAUGGCACAUAUUAUGCAAAGCCGACAACAGUGUGGUCACUAGGGAUACUAUUAUUCAUGAUGGCAUGCGGAUAUUAUCCCACACACUACGACCUGGAUCUGAUCAAUAAGAAGAGCUGGACCAGACCUGGUCUGUCACAAGAAUGCUGCCAGCUGAUUUCUGCAUGUCUGCAGUCUGAUCCACAGCAGAGGAUCAAUCUGGAGAAGAUGCAUCUCCAUGACUGGUUCAAGGUCAUGGAUUGACACGAAGAAGAAGAAAACAACUCCUGUCAUGGCCACCUUGUUGUUUUCUUUCUUCGGUCAGCUUUGAUAAGAUAAAGUGUGUAAGUUUAUGUGUAUAAGAUUAUUUAAUAGGACA
Messenger RNA from Cyprinus carpio (common carp), 1039 nucleotides. Its product is annotated as serine/threonine-protein kinase pim-2-like. The record is from RefSeq and is a predicted model, not a curated record. Gene Ontology annotation, cellular component: cytoplasm. Lineage: Eukaryota; Metazoa; Chordata; Actinopteri; Cypriniformes; Cyprinidae. Gene Ontology annotation, molecular function: ATP binding; protein serine/threonine kinase activity. Gene Ontology annotation, biological process: protein autophosphorylation; regulation of mitotic cell cycle; negative regulation of apoptotic process.